AUGUCCACCGACGCCUGGACGAGCGCGCGUCGCGCGUGCGAGACGCUCGCGCUCGAGCUCGAGCGCGAGGGCGCGUCGGCGAGCGCGAGCGCGAGCGCGCGCGCGCGGGCGACGGCGGUGCGACGACGCAAGGUGAAUCGCCUGGAUGAUUUAUUGGACAUUUUGGAAGAUCGCGUCGACGAGGGCGACGCGACGGCGAGCGAGGUGGUGACGCGGGAGGCGGAGGUGCGAGCGCUGCGGUUGCGCGCGCGCGCGGUGCGCGAGACGAUGGCGCGCGCGGCGACGGGGGGGGGCGACGACGCGGCGACGGGCGCGGCGACGGAUGGGGCGCGGGCGACGGCGGCGGCGAUCGGUCGAGGGGUGAGCGAGGCCGCGGGCGCGGUCGUGGACGCGGCUGGAGCGUUGGCGACGCGGGCGACGAAGGCGGCGGAGGGGGUGGCGGGAUUGGAGAGGGCGGUGACGAUGGCGACGGCGGCGUCGACGCGGGACGCGCGAGAGACGCGCGCGAUGAAUACGCGGGAGUUGAUCGAUCAUCAAACGGAGCAGAUGAAGACGCAGGAUGAGGCGUUGGAGGGAUUGGACGCGUUGGUCGGUACGCUCAAGACGACGAGCGUGGCGAUUCACGAUGAGGUGGAGUUGCAGCGAAAACUCGUCGAAGAUUUAGAGGCUGAUUUCGCGCACACGUCGGAUCGCAUGCGCAAACUUCGUAAGCAAGGUUUCAAGUUGGCGGGCGAACGUAACGAGGAGGAGCGGGAGCGUCUCGAUAGGAACGAAGCCUUGGCGGAGAUGCGCGCGAAGCUCGAAAAGCCCGCGCAGGAUGAAAGUUCGUGCUCGAUCAUGUAA
Molecule: messenger RNA, 843 nt
Organism: Ostreococcus tauri
Lineage: Eukaryota; Viridiplantae; Chlorophyta; Mamiellophyceae; Mamiellales; Bathycoccaceae
Product: Target SNARE coiled-coil domain
Exons: 1
Coding region: 1-843 (280 amino acids)
Source: RefSeq, a predicted model, not a curated record